AUGACUGAUAUCAUCUUUGUCAUCGUCGGGGUUACUGCUGGUACAGGAUUAUUACUUGGUUCAAUACUAACAACUUAUUGUUGUUGUAAACGAUAUUUUCGUAAUCAAUUAACGUCAAGUUCUCAACUAUCUAAACAACAACAGCAACAACAAGAACAAGAACAUCAAGAUUAUCUUCAUUCAGUAAUUAUCAAUCAACAUAUAGCUAGACAUCUUCGACCAAAUUCAACAAUAUCAUUUAUUAGUGAUAAUUAUCAUAAUAAUAUGACACUAAUAGCAUCACCACAGCGUUUAGCUAUGCUUGAACAACAACAACGGCAACAAGAACCAGCAACAUUAGUCAUUGAAAAUCCAUUGAUUUCCCUAUCAACUACUACGGGAGAACAAAAACCAACACUAUUAGAAUCUUUUGUCUAUGAAAAUCCAACACUUGAAUUAGGUGAAUUACCUACAACUGGUGCAAUAUAA
Rotaria sp. Silwood1 is the source of this 468-nucleotide messenger RNA. Lineage: Eukaryota; Metazoa; Rotifera; Eurotatoria; Philodinida; Philodinidae. The record is from the annotation of a GenBank genome assembly.